Molecule: messenger RNA, 534 nt
Organism: Opisthorchis viverrini
Lineage: Eukaryota; Metazoa; Platyhelminthes; Trematoda; Opisthorchiida; Opisthorchiidae
Exons: 3
Coding region: 1-534 (177 amino acids)
Source: RefSeq, a predicted model, not a curated record
AUGGGGGCUGGUGGUCCUGGAAAUGCUGAAUUACCCGGAUCCGGAUUCGCCUUGGGCUGUGAUGGACGUGGCAUGGUAUUUGUGCUGGGAGUAGGACGCGUAGUGCUGGUGGAAAAGGAAGUGCUAAGCGGGCCCGCACGAUGGCGUGAUGAGUUAAGUUGCGUACCCCAGAAGGAACGACUAUCUUUUGGAUCUCCAUCGGCAACUGAUAGCUAUAUGGUCCCAGUGAGUCCACGACUGUUUUGUGAGACGUGGCUCUCUCCUAGCACGCCCGAUGCCAUUAUCUCUCUUCCGGGAUACAUUAUCUUCCGUUCUGAUCGUUCCAACCGCCGUGGAGGUGGCUGCCUCAUAUACGCCAGAAAUGAAAUGGAAGUCUGCACCAUUGACGAUCCACUACUGGUGGACACUCCAGACUCUGUUUGGAUUUCUGCCUUUCGGGCUAAUCCGCCGUUCAUCCUCGAGUGUUUGUACAUGCCCCCUCUACACUCCAUUAGCUCGAUUAAUCGUCUGUCUACGCUUCUUUCUCACACUUAA